AUGGAAGAAGAGAUCACAGGCUGCCUGAUGGUCCUUGGGAAAGAUCCUCUUGGUGUCCAGGGGGCGCUGCGCGCAGUGAGGACCGGGACCGGAGCAGAACCGAGCACACGGAGCCACCUCAGGACCCUGCGCAGAACCGGUGAAGCCGAGCGACUCGAACCCAGGGGAACCGGGCCGAGAGCGAACCCGGACACAGCCGGAGCGCUGGGAGAACCUGGGGAGGGGCUUCCUGACGGCAGAGUGCCCCGGCGAGCACCGGGGGAUGCUCGGCAGCGGUACUGGCAGCCCGGCCCGGGCAGCACCGCCCGGGACAGCGACCCGACGGGAGGUGUGGCUGGGCCGGGCUGGGGAGCUGCCUGCAGCCCGGGCAGGGCGGGGGAAAGUACCGGUACCGCCCCGUUGGGCCGCUCCGGAGCCGCCCCCGCCGGACCCCCUCUCCCCGGGGUCUUACCCAGCGCUGCGGGCCGGUGCGGUGCGGAGGUCUCUGGGGCAGCCCCCGCUCCGUGUCCUCAGCAACCGCUGGCACCCGUGCAGGAACCGGCACCACCGCCCGGUCCCGCUGGAGAGACAAAACCAAACGAGGAGCCCAAAGGGUCACGAUCCGCUGCUGAGCGCUCAGCGCAGGCCGUGUUCUGGGCCGGGCUGGGCCGGGUGGUUGUUGACUCGGGCUCCAUCUGGCCCGGAGACCCGCACGGUCCCUCGAGGGGACACGUCCCAGCCCCGCGGGCUGUAGAGCUGCGGGACUGCCCAGCUCUACGAACCCGAGGGGUGUCCGGGGAGGCACUGAGGAGGAAGGGAGCCCCUUGGAUUCUACAGACCAGUGAUCAAUCCCGUGUGAAUGACAAAUCAGGUGUCACAGGUUCACCUGAAAGACUGGUCAGCAGUUACCAGUACCAUCUGACCAUCCAGAGAACCAGCCAGAAGGACAGAGGUUUUGGAAGGGGCUACCAGCUGCAUGCCCUGCACUCCAACAGACCCCAGAGCCCUGCUGGAGGGGACACCAGGGAGGGUUUGGAGAAAGGGUCAUCUCCUAUUUGCCAGUGAUCAAAAUACUCCAGCAGGAACAGUCAAGAUGAAUACUUGCUUUUUCCAGCUUCUCUCCUAAGAGAACUGCUUCCCAGAAUACGUGCCCACCCUUGGUUGUAGCAGGCCAGAGCUCAUGCAUGUCACAGAAGUAAGGGGGUCAGCACUGUUAUGAUUCCCAAACAGUCAUAAAAGCAAAGCAACUGGAAACCAGGGCAGGAGAAGCUUCUCUCCAGUACCUCGAUAAAAAACUGCUGAAGGAAUUUGGCACCUCAAGCAAAAAAUUAUUUUUAAAAUGAGAAGUAGUUUGACUACUGAACUUCUGCAGCAGAAGAGGGAGAAGCCAAACCCUGGCAGUCCAGCUCACCUCUGCCUCUGCUGCUUCCUUAACCCUCGGUUGGAAGAACAUCUUGUAGCCCCAGGAAACUUGGUCAGGAAGCCAGGGAGUGACCUCUUGCUCAGUAUGGUGGCCUCUAGAUUAAAUCAUGGAAUCUUUGCAAUCUUUGCAGGAUAAAAAUUUAUCUCCACUAAGUUCCCUAUAGACCAGCAAAAUAAAAC
Molecule: messenger RNA, 1581 nt
Organism: Calypte anna (Anna's hummingbird)
Lineage: Eukaryota; Metazoa; Chordata; Aves; Apodiformes; Trochilidae
Product: collagen alpha-1(I) chain-like
Exons: 5
Coding region: 1-1044 (347 amino acids)
Source: RefSeq, a predicted model, not a curated record